AUGGCUCGCAAGAUGGUCUCCGCCUUCUAUUCCCUCUUUACCCUCCUCACCGUUGCCCUCGCGGCCUCCGUCCCCGAGACUGACUACGAUGUCAUUGUCGUGGGUGGUGGUCCGUCCGGUCUGAGCGCCAUCAGCGGUCUCUCGCGUGUUCUGCGUCGAACUGCGCUGUUCGACUCGGGCGAGUACCGCAACGCGCCUACCCGCAACAUGCAUGAUGUUAUUGGCAACGACGGAACCGUUCCCGCUGAAUUCCGCGGUGCCGCCCGCAAGCAAAUACUCCGUUACAACACUUCCACCAUCGUCGACACUUCCAUUUCCUCCAUCAAGCCCAUAGACAACAUCUUCGAAGCUACCGAUGCCUCCGGCAAGACCUACACGGCUCGCAAGGUCGUCCUUGGUACUGGUCUCCGUGACGUCCUCCCUGACACCCCCGGUCUGGAGCAAGCUUUUGGCAAGGGUAUCUUCUGGUGUCCUUGGUGCGAUGGCUACGAGCACCGUGACCAGCCGUUCGGUAUCCUGGGUGCUUUGCAGGAUAUCAUUGGCAGCACUCUUGAGGUGUACACUACCCUGAACAGCGACAUCAUUGCUUUCCUGAACGGCACUCAGACCCCUGCCCAGGAGGAGAUUCUGACCAAGGCCCACCCCGACUGGAGAGCCAUCGUGGAAGCGUACAACAUCCGCCUCGACAACCGCACCAUCACCGAAAUCGAGCGUAUCCAGGACGGCGAAACCCAUAAGGACGACGAAGGCCGCCAAUUCGACAAGUUCCUCGUGCACUUCACCGAGGGCGAGCCCGUCGAGCGCAACGCUUUCAUAACCAACUUUGACACCGCGCAGCGCUCAACUCUCCCCGAGCAGCUUGGUCUCAAGAUGCUGGGUAACAAGAUCGACACGCAGACGAACUCUGGUCUGCGGACUUCUCUGCCUGGUGUGUGGGCUGUUGGUGAUGCGAACAGUGACAACAGCACCAACGUGCCGCACGCUAUGUUCAGUGGCAAGCGCGCUGCUGUCUUUGCCCAUGUCGAGAUGUCGCGCGAAGAGGCUCAGGCUGCUAUCUCGAAGCGUGUGCCCGAGCGCCGCAUGUUGGAGAAGGAGACUGAGCGCCGGAUGGGUAACGAGAUUGAGGCGCUGUACAACAGAUUGCGCCGCCGUGGUUAA
Aspergillus chevalieri is the source of this 1158-nucleotide messenger RNA. RefSeq names its product NAD(P)/FAD-dependent oxidoreductase. The transcript is spliced from 2 exons. The record is from RefSeq and is a predicted model, not a curated record. Gene Ontology annotation, molecular function: oxidoreductase activity. NCBI's taxonomy places the organism in Eukaryota, Fungi, Ascomycota, Eurotiomycetes, Eurotiales, Aspergillaceae. The coding region runs from base 1 to 1158 and encodes 385 amino acids.